Labeo rohita (rohu) is the source of this 9653-nucleotide messenger RNA. Its product is annotated as mucin-5B-like. Gene Ontology annotation, cellular component: extracellular matrix. Lineage: Eukaryota; Metazoa; Chordata; Actinopteri; Cypriniformes; Cyprinidae. Gene Ontology annotation, molecular function: protein binding. The record is from RefSeq and is a predicted model, not a curated record.
ACAAACUAAUAGCCAUUAUAUAAGGACAAGUGCUGACGGAUCACUUGCAUUAGCACCUGAGGAUGGAUGCUGUCUCCAUGGGGACUAUGAAGAUGUCCCAGACGUGGAUGUUAAGAUGGGUCAUCGUGCUGAUGGGGCUGCGGUCGGUACAAGCGGAUUUCUUGGAGGAUUAUGCGGAUACUAUGAAAGAUCCUAUGGACUUUACGACCUGGCCCUCAACAACAACAUUGUUCCCUAUGACGACCCUGAUGGCAACAAAAGGUGAACCGAAUCCUGAUCAUCGGUCCACGAUCUGCAGCACAUGGGGCAAUUUCCACUUCAAAACCUUUGAUGGUCAAUUCUUUCAAGUGCCAGAUACCUGCAACUAUGUUCUGGCCGUGAUGUGUGACAGCACAGCAUCCGAUUUUAACAUCCAAAUGCAAAGAGAGGUUGUAAACAAAACAAUCACUUUUGACGCAGUCACAAUCAAAAUGGAGGGAGUACUCAUCAAAAUCACUAACGGCAUCAUCACCAUGGAUAAUAAAGUGGUGUCGAUUCCAAUCAAUAAGAAUGGAAUUAAAAUUGAAGGAAGCCCAUCAAGUAUUAAGGUCUCCAGAUAUGGAGUGACUGUCUUCUGGGAGGAAGACAACUCUGUAGUGAUUGAACUUGCAAAGAAGUACCAAGGUCAGACCUGUGGACUCUGUGGAAACUACAACGGCAACAAGGAUGACGAUAUUCCUCAAGCGGGUCUGGCGACAUGGAAAGUCUCCACACCAACUGAAUCCUGCGAGGAGGUUACACUUCCUCCCAGAAAUAAGUGCAAUCAGAAUGUCAGUGUUUGCAAGCAGUAUCUCAGCAGUCCAGGCUUUGCUGAUUGUGCCAAAGUGAUGGACAUGAGUUCAUUUGAAAAAACCUGUGUAGACGACCUCUGUCAGUGUUUCGGCAACCACGACUGUCUCUGCAACACGCUCACAGAGAUUUCACGACAGUGCACACAUGCUGGAGGAAAACCAGGAACAUGGAGGACAGAAAAGCUCUGUUCAAAGACAUGUCCUAUGAACAUGGAGUACAUGGAGUGUGGUGGUCCAUGCAAGAGCACCUGCUCAGAUCCAGGCGCAAAUCUAAUGUGCAGCGGACACUGUGUGGACGGCUGUUUCUGUCCUAAUGGCACCGUGGAAGAUGACAUUGCUAAGACUGGCUGUAUUCCUGUAAACAAGUGCCCUUGUGUGCACAACGGCAAAUUAUAUAAUCCAGGACAGUCUUUCAAACAAGCUUGCAAAAAUUGUGAGUGUGCAGCUGGACACUGGACUUGUACAUCCCUGGAAUGUCCCGGAAUCUGCUCUAUUGUUGGAGGGUCUCACGUCACCACUUAUGAUGGAAAGACCUUCACCUUUAGCGGCAACUGUGACUACGUCUUCACUAAGCACUCUGAUGACAGUGAUAUUGCUGUUGUGGGAAGCCUGGGCAAGUGUGAUCAGGCCCGAGCAGACACCUGUCUACAUUCAGUUACCCUUGUUAUUUCGGGGACUACUUUUAGCUUUUCCUCCAAUGGUGUUGUCACACUGAAUGGAAGCAGUCACUAUAAGCUUCCUGGCAUCACAGGUCCUGUGAGCAUCUUCCAGCCCUCUUCCUCCUUCAUCAUUGCUGAUAUAACAAGUCUUCGUCUAGAGAUCCAGUUGGCUCCAGUCAUGCAGUUGUAUAUUGUAGCCAGCACUAAAGAAAAAGGCAAAAUGAGUGGUCUAUGUGGAAACUAUAAUGAUGUCCAAGCAGAUGACUUCAAAACAGACUCGGGCAUCACAGAGGGGACACCAAUAACUUUUAUCAACUUUUGGAAGAAAAACUCAUAUAGUUGUCCAGAUCUUGAAAACACAUAUGACAACCCCUGUAGCUUGAGCGUGGACACAGAGAAACUUGCUAAAGACUGGUGUUCCCGUCUUACAAACAAGAGCGGAGUCUUUUCCGCAUGUCAUUUAGAAAUAUCUCCUGAGACUUAUUACAAGUAAUGGUGUGUCUAUGACACCUGCAAAUGUGCAGAUAUUAGAAAGUGUAUGUGUGCAGCCGUGUCCAACUAUGCCCACGCCUGUGCUGCCAGAGGAAUCAUUCUCCAGGGCUGGAUGGAUUCAGAGCCCUGUGGAUCUGAGUGCUCAGAAAACAUGAAGUACUCCUAUGGUAUGACCAGCUGUGGUGGCACCUGCCGCUCUCUCAGUGAACAACGUGACACCUGCCCAGGGUCCUUCACACCUGUAGAUGGCUGCAUCUGUGCUGCGGGAACCUACCUUAAUGAAGAAGGCAGUUGUGUGCCUGCUCACCAGUGUCCUUGUUACAAAGAUGACCGAGUCAUAGAGGCACUGGGAACAUCCUACAUAGGUGGUGAUGCAUGCACCUGUAAUCUUGGCAAAUUGCACUGCUCCAGUCAACAAGACUGCAUGGCUCCAAAGGUCUUCUUUAAAUGCUCAAAUUAUGAACUUGGAAUGAAAGGGAUAGAGUGUCAGAGGACCUGUCAGAACCAAGACCUAAAUAAUUGUGUGAGUACAGGGUGUAUAUCAGGGUGUAUGUGUCCGAAUGACCUUCUGGACAAUGGGAAAGGUGGGUGUGUGGAGAGGAAAAACUGCCCCUGUGUCCACAAUGGACUCACCUAUUCACCUGGUGAUCAAGUUCAAGAGGACUGUAACACCUGCACAUGCACAAAUGGAAGGUGGACUUGUACAGAUUAUGAGUGUUACGGCACCUGUACCAUCUAUGGUGAAGGUCAUUUCAAGACUUUUGAUGGCAAACAAUAUUCUUUCCUUGGAGACUGUGAACACAUCUUAACCCAUGAUUACUGUAAUAAUGAGCAGAGUCCAUAUUAUCUACGCCUGGUCACAGAGAACAUCCCCUGUGGCACCAGCAACACCAUUUGCUCCAAGUCCAUCAAUCUUUUCUUUGGGAGAUACAAGAUGAUUUUAUCCGAGGAGAAUGGGAUCAAAGUUGUUGAAAGCAAUGGCACUGAUUACCAAUACCGAAUCCAUACUGCUGGAAUAUACAAUGUCAUAGAGAUCAAAGGUCUUUUGAAUUUACUCUGGGACAAUAAAACAAGUCUGAUGAUCCAACUUCAUUCCAAAUUUAAGGGCAAGGUGUGUGGACUGUGUGGAAACUUUGAUGGUAAUGCGAACAAUGACUUUGUGAAGCAAGAUGGACAAGAGGUCACUGAUGCAGUGGUAUUUGUGAACAGUUGGAAGGUGAAUCCCAUCUGUCCAGAAGUGAGCAACGUCAUAAAUCCAUGUCAAAAAAAUCCCCAUCGGAGUGCCUGGGCUAUAAAACAAUGCAACAUCAUCAAAAGCCCUGUCUUUAAAGACUGCCAUUCACAUGUGGAUUCUGGCCCAUACUAUGAUGCCUGUGUAAAGGACACCUGUGCAUGUGACAGUGGGGGUGACUGUGAUUGUUUCUGUACUGCAGUGGCAGCUUACGCUGCCGAAUGCCGUAAAAAAGGAGCUUGUGUGGCAUGGCGGAGCCCCACCAUUUGCCCUUUAUUCUGUGACUACUACAACAGCGCUCCAGAUGAAUGUGAAUGGCACUAUAAAACCUGUGGAUCCCCCUGCAUGAAGACGUGCAGAAACCCAUCAGGAACCUGCUCUAAUCAAAUUCCUCUGUUAGAGGGAUGUUUUCCUCAGUGCCCUUCAGACAGGCCACUUCUCAGGGAGGACACAGGAAAAUGUGUUCCACAGUCAGAAUGUCUCUCGCUGUGUACCUAUGAUGGGAAGACAUACACUGUUGGACAAGUGGUGUACGAUACCACAGAUGGGAAUGGCACAUGUUUUACUGCUGUGUGUGAUUACAAUAGCAUAAUUAGAAGAAAUAUUUCUAAAUGCAUAAAAACAACUACACCAUUCACUUUCACACCUCCACCACAAACUACUAGAACUACAGUUAUAGUAACAGUUACAAAGGCUACAACUGUUGUUUGGGAAACACCUACACCACCAGAAGUUUCUACUACUGCUGUUACUGGUCCAACACCACCUACACAAACACCUCCCACAGAAACACCAUCAACAGCAACUACAACUGUUGUUCAGCCAACACCUACACCACCAGAAGUUUCUACUACUGCUGUUACUGGUCCAACACCACCUACACAAACACCUCCCACAGAAACACCACCAACAGCUACUGCAACUCCUGGAACACCACCAACAAGACGAACAGAAACACCAUCAACAGCAACUACAACUGUUGUUCAGCCAACACCUACAUCACCAGAAGUUUCUACUACUGCUGUUACUGGUCCAACACCACCUACACAAACACCUCCCACAGAAACACCACCAACAGCUACUGCAACUGCUGGAACACCACCAACAAGACGAACGGAAACACCAUCAACAGCAACUACAACUGUUGUUCAGCCAACACCUACAUCACCAGAAGUUUCUACUACUGCUGUUACUGGUCCAACACCACCUACACAAACACCUCCCACAGAAACACCACCAACAGCUACCCAACUGCAGAAACACCACCAACAAGACAACACCACCUCACAACAGAAACACCACAACAGCACUGCAACACCACCUACAACUUGUCAGCCAACACCUACAUCACCAGAAGUUUCUACUACUGCUGUUACUGGUCCAACACCACCUACACAAACACCUCCCACAGAAACACCAUCAACAGCUACUGCAACUUCUGAAACACCACUAACAAGACGAACAGAAACACCAUCAACAGCAACUACAACUGUUGUUCAGCCAACACCUACAUCACCAGAAGUUUCUACUACUGCUGUUACUGGUCCAACACCACCUACACAAACACCUCCCACAGAAACACCAUCAACAGCUACCGCAACUGAAACACCACUAACAAGACGAACGGAAACACCAUCAACAGCAACUACAACUGUUGUUCAGCCAACACCUACACCACCAGAAGUUUCUACUACUGCUGUUACUGGUCCAACACCACCUACACAAACACCUCCCACAGAAACACCACCAACAGCUACCGCAACUCCUGAAACACCACCUACACAAGACGAACACCAUCAACAGAAACACCAUCAACAGCAACUACAACUGUUGUUCAGCCAACACCUACACCACCAGAAGUUUCUACUACUGCUGUUACUGGUCCAACACCACCUACACAAACACCUCCCACAGAAACACCACCAACAGCUACCGCAACUGCUGAAACACCACCAACAAGACAACACAUCAACAACUACAUCACCAGAAGUUUCUAACUGUUGUUCAGCCAACACCUACAUCACCAGAAGUUUCUACUACUGCUGUUACUGGUCCAACACCACCUACACAAACACCUCCCACAGAAACACCAUCAACAGCUACUGCAACUGCUGGAACACCACCAACAAGAAACACACCAUCAACAGCAACUACAACUGUUGUUCAGCCAACACCUACAUCACCAGAAGUUUCUACUACUGCUGUUACUGGUCCAACACCACCUACACAAACACCUCCCACAGAAACACCACCAACAGCUACCUCUGGAACACCACCAACAAGAGAACACACCAUCAACAGCAACUACAACUGUUGUUCAGCCAACACCUACACCACCAGAAGUUUCUACUACUGCUGUUACUGACGAACGGAAACACCAUCAACAGCAACUACAACUGUUGUUCAGCCAACACCUACACCACCAGAAGUUUCUACUACUGCUGUUACUGGUCCAACACCACCUACACAAACACCUCCCACAGAAACACCAUCAACAGCUACUGCAACUGCUGGAACACCACUAACAAGACGAACACAAACACCAUCAACAGCAACUACAACUGUUGUUCAGCCAACACCUACAUCACCAGAAGUUUCUACUACUGCUGUUACUGGUCCAACACCACCUACACAAACAAUACCUCCCACAGAAACACCAUCAACAGCAACUACAACUGUUGUUCAGCCAACACCUACACCACCAGAAGUUUCUACUACUACUGUUACUGGUCCAACACCACCUACACAAACACCUACAUCACCAGAAGUUUCUACUACUGCUGUUACUGGUCCAACACCACCUACACAAACACCUCCCACAGAAACAACUCAACAGCUACUGCAACUUCUGGAAACACCAUCAACAGCAACUACAACUGUUGUUCAGCCAACACCUACACCACCAGAAGUUUCUACUACUGCUGUUACUGGUCCAACACCACCUACACAAACACCUCCCACAGAAACACCAUCAACAGCUACUGCAACUUCUGGAACACCACUAACAAGACGAACAGAAACACCAUCAACAGCAACUACAACUGUUGUUCAGCCAACACCUACAUCACCAGAAGUUUCUACUACUGCUGUUACUGGUCCAACACCACCUACACAAACACCUCCCACAGAAACACCAUCAACAGCUACUGCAACUUCUGGAACACCACUAACAAGACGAACACAAACACCAUCAACAGCAACUACAACUGUUGUUCAAAACACCAUCAACAGCAAACUGUUGUUCAGCCAACACCUACAUCACCAGAAGUUUCUACUACUACUGUUACUGGUCCAACACCACCUACACAAACACCUCCCACAGAAACACCAUCAACAGCAACAGAAACACCAUCAACUGUUGUUCAGCCAACACCUACAUCACCAGAAGUUUCUACUACUGCUGUUACUGGUCCAACACCACCUACACAAACACCUCCCACAGAAACACCAUCAACAGCUACUGCAACUUCUGGAACACCACUAACAAGACGAACAGAAACACCAUCAACAGCAACUACAACUGUUGUUCAGCCAACACCUACAUCACCAGAAGUUUCUACUACUGCUGUUACUGGUCCAACACCACCUACACAAACAAUACCUCCCACAGAAACACCAUCAACAGCAACUACAACUGUUGUUCAGCCAACACCUACAUCACCAGAAGUUUCUACUACUGCUGUUACUGGUCCAACACCACCUACACAAACACCUCCCACAGAAACACCAUCAACAGCUACUGCAACUGCUGAAACACCACUAACAAGACGAACGGAAACACCAUCAACAGCAACUACAACUGUUGUUCAGCCAACACCUACAUCACCAGAAGUUUCUACUACUGCUGUUACUGGUCCAACACCACCUACACAAACAAUACCUCCCACAGAAACACCAUCAACAGCAACUACAACUGUUGUUCAGCCAACACCUACAUCACCAGAAGUUUCUACUACUGCUGUUACUGGUCCAACACCACCUACACAAACACCUCCCACAGAAACACCAUCAACAGCUACCGCAACUGCUGAAACACCAACAAGACGAACGGAAACACCAUCAACAGCAACUACAACUGCAGUUUUGACAGCAACACCUACAGUGACAGAAACACCAUCAACAAGAAUUACUGUGUAUACAGAAUCAACAACUGAAAUUACACAUUCUACAUCUCCUCAAAUCAUCAUUACAACGAGGUGUCACUGCACAUUUGCAAAUCAAACAUUCCCACCUGAGUCUAUCAUCUACAACAAAACUGAUAAAGCAGGCUGGUGCUACUUUGCAUACUGCAAUUCCAAUUGUGUUAGUGAAAUAACACAGAAACCAUGUCCUCAGACUACUACGGUUCCAGUUUCAACUGUUCCACAGGACUGUAUCUAUGUCAACAGAAAGAAUGGAGAGACGUGGAAUGAGAGAUGUACCACUAAAACCUGCAUAAAUGGAAAUGUUACCACAAGCCCUGUACAGUGCAAUUCAGAGUAUUCUGUCAUACCUACAUGUGUCAACGGACUUGAUCCUGAGUUGGUUUACUAUAACAAUGGCUGCUGUACUAAAUAUGAGUGUCCAUGUCGAUGCAGUGGCUGGGGUGAUCCUCAUUACAGUACUUUUGAUGGAAAAUAUUAUACAUUCCAAGGAAAUUGCGACUACGUGUUGGUCCGAGAAAUCAUUCCAAGAUAUAAUAUCAGUGUCCAUGUUAAAAACUAUUAUUGCGAUGUUACAAAUAAUUUUGCCUGUCCGGAGUAUGUGAUUGUGAAGUACAAAUCCUAUGAAAUCAAGCUAACAAGUAACAGUAAAGAGCUACAGGUCUAUGUCAAUAAUGUUGUGAAGGUCCCAACUUUCUUAAAUGAAGAUUUCAGCAUCACUUCUUCUGGCCUAUCAGUGAUUCUGAAAAUCGGUGAAAUCAAAGCUCAGAUUUUAGUUAGUCAUCAAGGCUUUGAGAUCAAUCUCCCGUUCUCCUACUUCCAUGGUAACACAGAGGGACAGUGUGGUGUUUGUGACAAUGAUGCCAGAAAUGACUGCAGACGUCCUGAUGGAACAAUUGACCAGUCAUGUGAGAAAAUGGCAGCACUCUGGGCUGACUCCCCAAAAUGUGAAACCCCUCCAGCACAACCAAGCAAACCUCUUCCUACCUGCACAGCACAAAUUUGUGAGGUCAUUAAGAGCAAGUUGUUCAAGAGCUGUCAUGACGUUGUUCCCUACAAAAGCUACUAUGAGGCAUGUAAAUAUGAUGUGUGCUACAAGAAAAAUGAUUCCAUGGCCUGUGCCAGUUUGGAAGCCUAUGCUCAGCAAUGCGGCCAGCAGUCUGUAUGUGUGGACUGGAGAAACUCAACUGACCUCAAGGGGCUAUGCACAUACAAAUGUGCUGCUGAUUACAAAGUCUACAAGGCAUGUGGGCCUAAAGUUGAAAAAACCUGCAGUGCAAGAUACAAUGAGAUGUUUGUGGAAAACUCAAGCGAAACUGAGCGUGAAACAUUCAUGGAAGGUUGCUACUGUCCUGAAAACACAUAUCUAGUUAGUUCAACAACAAAUCAAUGCACACGUACUUGCGAUUGCAUUGGCCCUGAUGGAUUACCAAGACAGCCUGGAGAUACAUGGACUGUAAACUGUACAAAAUACAGAUGCUCCACUGAGAGCUUUGGUGUUGUCCAAGAGCCUAUGAACUGUCCAACCAUAAAGCCCUGUGACCACGGAUACAAAAGCGUCAUGAAAGACUGCUGUCCAACCUGUGAGUGUGACACCAGCCUGUGCUCUAGGAAAUGUGAUGUAGGGUAUAAAUUAGCAGAAAAGAUACCUGACGACGGUUGCUGUGCACCCUGUGUACCCGAAGACGUAUGUGUGUACAAUAACACUGAGUACAAGCCUGGAGUUAAAAUCCCUUCAGAGCCUUGUGUGGAAUGUUACUGCCAAAUGAAUAAAGACCCAAAGACUAAACUGCAUGAAGUGACAUGUGCUAAUAAAGUCUGUACACCUUGUGCUGAGGGCUUUGAGCGUGUAAAACAAGUAGGAGAGUGCUGUGGAACAUGCAAGCAAAAGACCUGCAUUUAUACUGCGCCGGACAACACCACACAUACGGUCCAGGUUGGAGAAGUGGUAAAUUACAAAUGUGAAAAUAUUACCUGCAGAGACAUUAAUGUGUUUGUGACAGAGAAAAACACACCAAAAUGCCCUUACUUCAAUCCAGAUGAUUGUGAGCCUGGAACUGAGAAAUCUGAUGCAGAGGGAUGUUGCAAGACCUGUGAGCCCAAAACCUGCACUGUUCUGAAGAACACCACCCAUGUGGAGGCAAAUGAUUGCAAGUCUGUCCACCCCAUAGAAGUGACAUCCUGUAGUGGCCGCUGUUUCACCCAAUCAAUCCCCACCAGUAGGACGACCCAUCCCAGCAUCCACAUCUGGGACAUCCUCACAGUCCAUAUUGAGGCAAAAACCAUCCUCAAGAGCUAA